This is a messenger RNA of Neolamprologus brichardi, 9637 nucleotides long. RefSeq names its product activin receptor type-2A. Gene Ontology annotation, molecular function: activin binding; activin receptor activity; metal ion binding. Lineage: Eukaryota; Metazoa; Chordata; Actinopteri; Cichliformes; Cichlidae. Gene Ontology annotation, biological process: protein phosphorylation; cellular response to growth factor stimulus; activin receptor signaling pathway. The record is from RefSeq and is a predicted model, not a curated record. Gene Ontology annotation, cellular component: plasma membrane; activin receptor complex.
ACAGGGUGCCAGUGACGCCAUCUUGAAAUCGUCCCGAGCAGAGGAGGCGAGGAGGAGACGGACUUGGGAAAAUCAGCUCGUCCUAAACUCGACAGCUACGUGGAUUAACGGCAGCUUCAGCGGCUAGUGCUAUCAUAUGAUAGUCUUUCCGCUUGUUCGUUCGAAUCUUUUGGACCGGGAACGGUUGUUUGGCCCACUUUGGAGAGGGCUGUCGCAGCGGGAGGGGGGAAAGGCAGUCUGGUAAUCGGUUGUUUCCCUGCUGGAGCGGACGGAGCCGUGGUUGUGGCCGGGCAGCCCCGCCGGACGAAGCCUAAAACCUCUGCACGGAAUAUAACACCUAAGAUAAAGCUUUUUAAUUCUUUUUUGCAAAUAGCGGGAGAGUGGAAAUGCUCCCUUUCGACGCAGUUUGGACAUUUUGAGAGCUAUGCGACGGAGCUCACCGAGGAGAAGUUUGAUUGGAGAGCGGAGUGCGUUUGAUUUGCAGUCCGAUGGAUGUUAGCCCUGCCCGGCUGUGGCUCGGGUCUGUGCACCGUUUAUCUGAAAAAUAGCACCACCGGGCACAGGUGAACAAUGCUGCUGCUGCAGACCUGGCAAGUACACGAUAACCCCGGCUCUAGUGCCAUCACUUCACCCUGCAUUGCUUGUGUAUAAACCUGGAAAUACCAGCGACCAUCCCCUCCUCCUUCUCUUCUUCAUCAUCCUCCCGUCUUCUUUUUUUUUGGACUAGUGAGGCUUGCAUUACCUGGGAUGUUUUGGAUGUAGACUCGAUCUUGACUUUUUCUAAAAGAAGAUGCAAUAUUUCCAGAGACAACAAGACAUUUAAUUUGACUCAAUCGUUUUGAGAUUUUUUGAAUUUUUUUCUGGAGCUUUUUGUGCUUUUGUAAAAUUCUCUUUCUAGUCAAGAGGAUCCGAUUCGGAUGGAAAAUGGGAGACGCCACCAAAUUGGCCUUCGCCGUUUUCCUCAUCUCCUGCUCUUCAGGCGCCAUCCUGGGACGCUCAGAGACGCAGGAGUGCGCCUACUACAACUCCAGCUGGGAGAAGGAGCGGACUAACCGCAGCGGCAUCGAACCCUGCUAUGGCGAGAAAGACAAGAGGCGGCACUGUUUCGCCACAUGGAAAAAUGUCUCCGGGACCGUGGAGAUUGUCAAGCAGGGAUGCUGGUUGGAUGAUGUCAACUGCUACGACAGUAACGAGUGUGUGGAGAGGAAGGAGAGUCCCGAUGUUUUCUUCUGCUGCUGUGAAGGCAACAUGUGCAACGAGAGGUUCCUGUACGCCCCUGAAGCACCCCCGCAGAGCGACCCGCACCAUUCGACCGCCUACACCACCUCCAACCCGUUCUCCCAGAAGCCCCAGCUCUUCAGUACCCUGCUUUACUCCCUGGUUCCCAUCAUAGGCCUGGCCGCUGUCGUCCUCUUCUCCUUCUGGAUGUGGAGGCACCACAAACUGGCGUACCCAGCUGCCCUCGUCCCCACACAUCACGCCUUUCACAUUAUGGUGGAGGAUCCCGGACCCUCACCCCCGUCCCCAAUUCUGGGACACAAACCUCUGCAGCUGAUUGAGGUGAAAGCCAGGGGGCGCUUCGGCUGUGUGUGGAAGGCGCAACUGCUGAACGAAUACAUGGCUGUUAAGAUCUUUCCCAUCCAGGACAAGCUGUCUUGGCAGAACGAGUACGAGAUCUACAGCGUGAGCGGCAUGAAGCACGAAAACAUCCUCCACUUUAUCGGCGUGGAGAAGAGGAACAACAACCUGGACCUGGAGCUGUGGCUCAUCACCGCCUACCACGACAAGGGCUCGUUGACAGACUACCUGAAGGCCAACGUGGUGUCCUGGAACGAGCUCUGCCACAUCGCUCAGUCAGCAGCCCGCGGCCUCGCCUACCUCCACGAAGACAUCCCAGGACACAAGGACGGGCACAAGCCCUCCAUCGCUCACAGGGACAUUAAAAGUAAGAAUGUGUUGUUGAAGAAUAACCUGACAGCCUGCAUAGCUGACUUUGGCCUCGCUCUGAAGUUUGAGGCAGGAAAAUCAGCAGGAGACACACACGGACAGGUGGGAACACGACGUUACAUGGCUCCCGAAGUCCUGGAGGGCGCAAUCAACUUCCAGCGUGAUUCCUUUUUGCGCAUCGAUAUGUACGCCUUUGGCCUCGUCCUGUGGGAGCUGGCAUCACGGUGCACCGCUGCCGACGGACCAGUAGAUGAGUACAUGCUCCCCUUUGAGGAGGAGGUGGGUCAGCACCCAUCUCUGGAGGACAUGCAGGAGGUGGUGGUGCAUAAGAAACUGCGGCCCUGCCUGCGAGACUGCUGGCAGAAACACACGGGUCUGGCCAUGCUUUGCGAAACAAUCGAGGACUGCUGGGACCACGAGGCCGAGGCACGCCUGUCCGCCGGCUGCGUCGAAGAGCGCAUCGGACAGAUGCAGCGCCAGGCGCCCGUCAUCGGCCCCGAGGAGAUCGUCACUGUUGUCACCAUGGUGACAAACGUGGACCUCCCACCCAAGGAGUCCAGCUUAUGAUCAGCCAAUCAGCCGACGCCAGACGAGCUCUAGCGAAAACACGGAUCAACACGAGGGGAUAAAUGGCCAACCCUGGUUGGUUGGCUUUGUGGGGUUUUUUUUUUCUUCUUCUUCUUCUUUUAUUAUUUUUUUUUCUCCUUCCUGUUCCUUUAAGUGCGGGCCGCUGCUCGCAUUCAGGAAACGCCCCUUGCGCCCGCCUCACCACAUCAGUUGACAUCCACCUCAUUUUGAUAGGCGUGCUUGAGGAUUUUAACGUUGAACUCUCUGCCAUCCUGAGCGGACUCACUCAGGAUGUUUUACCAAGCCACAGCACUGACAUGCUGGGACAACACUCUACAGACACUUUGAUCAUGUAUUGUUUUUAUAUACACAUAUACAUGCAAACGCACGCACGCACACAGACACACACACACAGAUGUAGGAGGGCGACGUGUUCUGCUCUGAGAAGAUUCUUCGGAGAAAUUUCACAAAACUCUCGGUGCAUUUUAGUGUUAAAAAACAACAAAAGAAGAAAAAAAAAGAAAAGACGAGCGUCCGGCUCUUGAUACAUUUGCUGUUUUCUCGUGUGUGUGUGUGUUUUGUUUUGUUUUUUCUUUUUCUUUUGUUUUUUUUGGGAGACUAUCGUUCUGCCAAUAAGCAACGGCUUCUGAAUGUUUAUAGUGUAAUGCUGCUGUACAUAGUGUAUUAUGGACCCAGACAACUUGGUAAUCAAGCUUAUUUUAAAUGGGGGGGAAUGGGGAGGGGGGUCCAUUUUCAAGCAUUACGACGAUAAAAACCAUAAACCUCCUUCAACCAGGUAUACCUCAGUUCAGAUGGACAGUUUUAAAAAAAAUCAGUCCCCCUCUCCCUGUUCACGGUCAUCGCUCGCACUUCCUUUACAACCUUUUGACCCUUCGUCAAUCAACAAAGCCUAGACACACACAGACACACACGGCCAUACAAACCGUAAAAAAAAACAACACAACUUUUUCCCUUCUUCGUCCCCUUCCUUUCUCUCAGUGUCUACUUCAACUUUCUCCUGUUGUUUUUUUUUUUUGGUUUUUUUUGCUUCUAUCAGAUGUUCAUGAGAGCGGGAUAAACUCAUGACCCCCCGACCACCACCACCCACACCCUGCCCACACCCGUGAUAAUGAAGUUGUCGUUUAAAGUUUUCUUUCUUUUUUUUUUGUUUGCCGUGUCAGCCGUCAGCAGAGAGUAAAUACCCAUUGCUGACUAGCUUGAAUUGGAGUCACGAGAUCUCUCUCUGGAUUAGCGCUGGGUACCAGCUAUAAUGAUACCUUCUCUUUUUCUUUUUCUUUUUGAUAUUUAAUCAGAGAUAUCAAACUCUCGGGUCAUAUUCUUGUUCAUUCAUUGUGAAAUAAAUUAUGUGUUGUUUGAUUCUAUUUAGAAAAAUCAGAUUAACAAAAAAACAAAAACAAACAAGAGGUCACCUGGCAUGAUUAUUUUUAGGAGGUAUCAAAUUUGAAGUACAGUUUCCAGAGGUACCCAGCCCUACUUUGGAACUGUGCCUGUAUUUAGCUGAGCCAGCUUGCUUUUGAUUUGAUUGCACGCAUCUUUUUAUUUUAUUUUAUUUUUUUUAAAUUAAGAGUUUCUGCUCUCUUUGGAUACACCUCAGGAAUCUUUGCUACUCAACACCACGCCCUCACAUCCUCAUCCUCACCUGUCUCGAACUGGAGUACCUCCUCUUUCGCCGAAUCUUGCACCUCCUAUGUCUCUUUCUUGCCUCGUCUCCACUUGUUAGGGUUUAGCCAUGCGGUAAUAGUUCAGUGUCUUUAGUCGGUUUGAAGAAAACUGUAUUAGGUAAGGUUGGUCGAUAACUAAAAGUGGACAUAAUCUGCUCCCCAUUCUUUUUAAGUAGCCAAGCAUGAAUCACAGUUCAAAAUAAUCCUUAUUCAUCUCAUCUUCUGAAAGAAACCGUCACAUGAUAGAGAUAUUAUAUUAUUAUAUUAGGACUAUCCACUUUUUCUGACAUAAAGUUCCACCAGUCAUUUAAUGCCAGAUCCCCACAGCAUUCAUUAGUCAUACUGAUCUCAUUACAAAAAAAAGAAAGUUGAAUUAUCAAGGAUGCAGACCACUGAAUUAAUUCCCACAAAAAUGAAGAGGGAUAUUACUAAAGACAGGAAAAAAUAUCAACCUGCCCAAGCAACACAGUCAACCUGACCUAAUGUAUCUGUAGAACCAAAAAUCUGGUCUAUGUUUUAACCACCUUCAUUCUGCACUGUUCCAGUUUAGACUUAAUUAAUUGGUUUUGAUGCCUUCUCUUGAGCUUGGCCCACUGGCGUUGGAAUUUGAGGGUUAUUUCCCUAGGGCCUUGGUAACACAGGCCUAGAAACCAGUUGGUGACCCCAUGACAACCAAAACCCUCCUUGUGAUUUCUUUGGUUACCUGUAGCUUUCAGAGAAGACGCUGACUUAUCUGCAAACACUCAUUAUUUAACCUCUGAGACGUACUAGAAACCAAUAAUGUUCCCCUUCAAAGUAAAAGUUCUUAGAAACCCCUAAAACCACUUAGCUUGACAGUUUGAAACCCUUGCCGACCCAACCGGCACGCUCACACAGCUAACCAUGGUUAAAUGAGUGGAGACGAGGGGAUCUCUCCUUUCUGUCUUUCAUCCUGGUGCCAUUUCUACGUGUCGAUAUUAGUUAAUCUUGUAGAUGUCAGGCAAAACGGAUGUAUCUGUCGUUGUUGCGAAGGCGACAAAUGACGUUUUUGAGUCUUUAUUUCCUCUGAGGGAUAUUGAACACUGGUGCCGGCAGACCUGCAGUCUCUCCUCAAGCUUUGGGACGGUUUCACAUAUCACAGUUUAAAAUCAAGCUCUGUGUGCAGUUAGAAAAUACUGGGGGGGAGAAAAAAACACGAAGAAACUUCUUUCUAUCCAAACCAUUCACAUUCAAGACAGUGAGGCUUUCUUUACAGCACUGUAUUAUGACGUUUUGGUGAGCAAGAGCCAGUAAGUAUACAAGUAAAACACUAAGACAUUAAAUUGAUUAGUGAUCAGUUGAGCAAAUCCUUUCAUUUUGCACAAAAAAGUCUGUAAUGAAGCUAAAUGUUUGGAGAAUGGAGAUGUGUGCCAACAUUUGUACCAAUCAGGGCCAAAUUGUUACGUUAUCCCACCUAAAUCUAGAAGAUUCCAAAAAAAGGAUCUUCAUAGUUGAACUGUAAAAGUUCUUUAAGCAAAUUUGACAGCAUAAGUUUGAGGUUAUUUCCGCACACCAUAUUGCAACAACACCGCAAACCUGAAGGAAGUUUAAGCCAUCAUCUUAUUUACAUAUUGUAGCAUGAGUACAACUUUUUGCAUCAGUGUUGCUUCCUUAUGCUGCUCCACUGCUGUUCAAAAGCACCCGUUGUCUGAGGUCCUCACAAAGCUUGAACAGUCAGGGACGAUCAGUACUGCAAACCCCAGCAGCCCUUCAGUAAGUACUACCUCACUUGCAGGGAUUUCUUCAGUAUAGAAACUAUAGCAAAUAAACUAAAAUCAUAACCAGGUUGCUAAAAAAAAUAAUAAUUCUAAAUGCUCUUGAUUUAAGGGAAAGGUUUCAGUUUAGGGGUAAACUUAAUUUGUUCCCUGAAGGUCUGACAGACAGAAACAGAAUAAGGCUACAAAGAAGUUUCCUCAUUUCCACCACAAUGUGUUUUCUUGUCCCACAAAGGGAGAUUGAACUGCAGAACGAAAAGGAUUCUUGAAUGACACCAACAUAAGGGAAAAACACCAGUAUUAUUCUUUUUAGUUCCCAUGUUUGUGUCCUCAAAUGCAAAACCUACUCACCAGUGUUCCAGCAGCCAAGUGGAUAUCCAAAAACUGCCUCCAAACUGGUUGGUUACCUGCCAAAGUGGUUGACAAAUCUUACCAGCCACGAGCAAAGAAACUCGCUGCUGUUUGGUUGGCAGUCACAUCCUAAGCACUGUAGGGGAAAGACUUCCGGCUUGAGUUUAAACUGCACUCAGAGAAACCGACCCAAACCGACAAAUACCAUUCAGGGAUUCAGUACUAUGCUUUUCUAAGUUCUAGCGAGUUAUAUGCAACCAGUGCCGCAAACUACCCUACACUUCUGUAGGAUCAGCUGCAGGAGUGAAUUUCAAUACACACACACACACAAAUAACUUGUAGCAUUUUUUUUUUUUUUAAAUCCGUGACCUUGCAUAUUGAUAUGUUGUAUUUAUUUUUUAAUUUACUGGCCUGAGGUUUUGGGGAUUGGAGCUCGAGUGCAACUCGGAAUAAAGUUCUGGCAUGAGCUUUGGUUUUUGUUGGGGUUUCAGGGUUUGGGGUGGGUUUUCAGUUGUAAUUCAGGAACUACUUUCAUUAAUUGAUUCAAAAAGAAAAAGAUAUAAACUUUACUCAUGCUUCUUUCUAUUCAGUCUAUGGACAAAAUGACCGAGAAUGAAUGUUCUUCAGACUCCUGGAUUCCAGUAUUGUGUGUACUUCGAUGGAUUGAGCCCGGCCCUGUGUAACUUUAGAGGGCUUUGCGUUUGGCUGGUUUCGUGUGAUUGUGCCCUGUCCCGUAGAAACUUGCAAAGCCCAGCGUAUUUGGACAUCCAUUCAUACACCUCUCGGUUGUACCGGCUCUGUGGUCCAUUAGGACCAAACAGACCAUCCAAAGGACGAUGGAAAAAAGGUUCUCAAAAACCUCUGGUCCUACCUUUGUUUUAGCACCUAAACUUCCAAAACAAAGCAGAUAUUUGGUUCUGUUUGUCUUCACCUGAUCAAGUACCCAAUUAAAGCAAUUGACAACAAUCUCGUCUACCAUCCAUUGGUUCCCCUCAGGUCUAGACCAUGCCUGUUCUGACUCCACCAAAGGAGCAUCUACAUGAUGCAUUGCUGAACUGAACUUUGAGAAUCUGUAGCGUUAACUUCUUGCACUGAAAAGUUAGGAAACUUCACCAAAAGAGCUCAUUUUAAUAGGUGGUGCUUCUAAAAUAGUCCAGAAUGAACAUGGCCCUAUGGAUCUAUAGCUCAAAUAUUUAAAUUUUGUGAGGUAAAGUUUUUCCUCUGGAAAUUUUUUGAAAGUAUUUGAGACAUUUGAUGUAGUAGAUGUAUAUUUUUCUUUAAACUAGCAGCUUCUUCUGGAAUCUCCUUUAUUGGCAAAAUUAGCUUCAUUGUAGGGGGAAAAGGUAGAAUUCUUUUUUUUUAAAUUAACUUUUUGUCAAGAAGAAGCUUCAAAGAAUUAUUAUUCAUUGUCAGUGGUCUUGUGAGCACCCCCAACUGAACGUCACCCAGUUUCUCAGCAAUGGGUAGUGAAAUGGAUCCUGCUAGAGUGAUUUAACUUUGGAAGCACCAGUUAAUCAAGUCAGUGAAAAUGUAAUUGAUUGGAUGUUGUCUCUGUAAUGAAGAUGCCAGCAGAGGUACACCCCACCCCCGACAAAUGAUCAUGAGAAUCCUCUUGAUUGGUAAAUGUUCACAAAAGAGGUUGCACAGCUUUCUAGAUGGCAACGACAACUGCAGGGCCUGUUAUACCCAAUGUUCUCGCCCUUGCAAAUGUUGGUGAACACUAAAAGUGCUGUCAUAUCCACUGGCCACACUUUGGUGUUUUUUUUUAGCUAAUAGCAUCAGGGGUUUUGUCACCUUUUCAGCUAGUGCAGGAGCUACCAGAUUAAAUUACACUUUCUGAGUUUCCUGUUUUGAUCUCUGGCACCGUUGUGGAGAUUGUGUCUUUUGUUCAGGAGGAUAGUGCAGCGAGUAGCGAGGCAGUGUUGAUAUCAGUGUUUGCAAGAUAGCUGGUCUCCUGAGCUUUUGAGGUGAGCUUUGGAAAAUAGUCCAGUCAUAUUCGACCCCCCUGAUUUGUAUAAUUUAUCUUGAACUUCAGCCUUAUCCUGAUGAGGAGCAGUUGACUUGGCGACCUGAGAGGAGUGAAAAGGAUGGAUCUUUUGGAUAUUUAAAGGUGUAUGGAUGGGUCCUGCGCAUGUUGAAGCUUUACAUGUUUCUACCUUGACUUCCUCCAGCCCAGCACCUCACAUUGCUGUGCAUAUAAACAGUGAAACAUUUGUGUCUUGUUGCCCCCACUAUUUUAAGCAGUCUAGGAUCUGUACAGACAUAAAUACCUGUAUCAACUAUAUACUCUGAGCUGAAUCUUUAUAAGUGCGUGUUGAACUUCAGUGUUUCCUCUACAUUCAUUUAUACUUUUCUUGUGUUUUGACUCUGCACCCAGGCCUGUAAAAGUUUCCCUUCACUAAGCUGGAGGCUCAUUGGAGUACUUUGUAAGGCAGAAAGAAAACGAAUUGUGAUGGUUCAGCCAAAGGUGUUCCUCUGGGAGCCUGCUUGGAUCCCCUGAUGGUUACAUUUUAAAAAGCCCUCCGAGCUCUUUAGGAGCUGUUGCAAUAUUCCCAUACAUGCUACUACAGUCAUCCACUACAGGUUAUUUCAUUCUAACUUCCCAGUCCCCUCCUUUUUCCUGCUGGUGGUAAAGAGUUUUAGAGGAAACAUUGAACUCCAUUGACCCCCACCGCUAAGACUGUCUUGGCAGUAAGAGAAGUCUGGUUACCAGGCCUGAAAUUUCUACAAAAAAACUCCACAAAACAAAUCAAAAAAAUAACAAAACAAAAAAAAAAUAAAAACACUACUUUGACCCCACAUUUCUCGAGGCUGUCGAGUUGCAGCGCUUAUCCAGGGUCUGCCAACACUGUCUCCAAUGCCAAUGAUGCUCACAGGUUGUUUAAGGCUGGGAGAAACUGAUCAGUCUGAACAUGAAACUUCAGUGUCAUGUUUUAAAAAGAAAAAAAAAAUCCUCUCUUCAGUGAUGAAAAUGUCUUUUUUUCUUUGCUCCUGAUACAUGUGACUGUACAUUUUAUGUUACUGAGAAACAAAUGUGAAAAUAAGAAAGAAACUAAGGUCUGCAAUUUCAAACUGGAAAGUGAAGUACAUCAAUCAAACAAAAACAAAAAAAGAAACAGCCCACUGGGUUUUCCUGAGCAGGAAUGAGUCUUUACCAGCUUCAAGGAUGUCCUCAUCCUGACCUCUGACAUCUCACAGAAGGGAUGAGAGGAAAAUCUCUUGAAAAAGUGUUAUGGCAGAGGAGGCAGGACUGAUCCCUGAUUAGCGCUGCGACUCUCGGCUAAUGUUAGCCGGCCAUGGUUUUUAUCAGCUGAAGUGAUCCACGUGAUGUAAAUAAAUGUGUUUUUAGAUUGUGAA